AUGUGGUCAAUUAUUUUAUGUAUUUUAGGAUUGAUUCAAUUUAUUUCUGCAUCAGCAUUUACUUUUAUAUUAGGAGCUAAUCAAAAAUCAUGUUUUUAUAUUUUCACUGAAAAACCAAAAAUUCCAAUUCGUUAUUAUUUUGCUGUUCAAAGUGGUGGAUCAUUUGAUGUUGAUUAUGAAAUUGUUGAUCCUAAUGGUAAUAAAGUUAUAUCAGAUUCAAAACAAAGACAAGGAGAUUUUGUUUUUAAUGCUGAUUUUAUUGGUGAAUAUGAAUUUUGUUUUUCUAAUACUAUGUCAACAUUUGCAGAAAAAGUUAUUGAUUUUGAAAUUAAAUUUGAAAAUGAAGAUAAUCAUGAAAAAUUUAAAGCUAAUUUACCAAAUCAACCUGAUAUUAAACCUUUAACUCAUGUUGAAAAUAUGCAAACUACUAUUGAUAAAAUUGAUAGUCAAUUGGAUGUAUUAUAUAAAUCUAUGCAAUAUUAUAAAACAAGAAAUAAUAGAAAUCAAGCUACUGUUGUAUCUACUGAAUCAAGAAUUUAUUAUUUCUCCAUUUUUGAAGUGUUAUUAAUGGUAGGAAUGGGAUUUUUACAAAUUACUAUUGUUCAAUUAUUCUUUAGAGGAUCAAGAAAACAAUUAGUGUAA
Molecule: messenger RNA, 642 nt
Organism: Candida dubliniensis CD36
Lineage: Eukaryota; Fungi; Ascomycota; Pichiomycetes; Serinales; Debaryomycetaceae
Exons: 1
Coding region: 1-642 (213 amino acids)
Biological process (GO): endoplasmic reticulum to Golgi vesicle-mediated transport; Golgi organization; protein retention in ER lumen
Cellular component (GO): endoplasmic reticulum; endoplasmic reticulum-Golgi intermediate compartment; COPII-coated ER to Golgi transport vesicle
Source: RefSeq, a predicted model, not a curated record